ACCAGAAAGUUCGAAUUUCCAUUGGCUGACUGACGUCAGUCAUCAACCAACAAGCUAGGGUGAGACGCUAACGGAAUGGAUGCAGCUACCCUCACCUACGACACAUUAAGGUUUUCAGAGUUUGAGGAGUUCCCACAGACUGAGGAACCCGUGUGGAUUCUGGGACGGGAGUCCAGCGCUCUCACAGGUAUGCACAUCCUGCCUUUCUCCUCCAGGGUGCAGCACUGUGUGCCAGAGAGUUCAGCACAGAGAAGAAUAGGGACUGUGAGGUGCUUCUGUGGUGGAAUACAGAACAAGUGGGAAAGCACAUGGCUAAUUUACACAGCAGCAGCUCACACCAACUUCCCUUUUUACAUCCAUCUGACAUUCUGCAAAUCUACUGAGAAGGAUGACAUUCUGUGUGAUAUUUCCUCUCGCCUCUGGUUCACUUACAGAAAGAAUUUUCCACCUAUUGGAGGGACAGGCCCCACCUCUGAUACCGGCUGGGGUUGCAUGCUGCGAUGUGGGCAGAUGAUCCUGGGAGAAGCCCUGGUCUUCAGGCAUCUGGGCCGAGACUGGAGGUGGGUGAAAGGAAAGAGGCAGAGAGAGGAGUAUUACAGCAUACUUAACGCCUUCAUUGACAAAAAGGACAGCUACUACUCUAUACACCAGAUAGCUCAGAUGGGAGUGGGGGAGGGGAAGUCCAUCGGACAGUGGUAUGGACCAAACACAGUUGCACAGGUGCUGAAGAAACUCUCAGUGUUUGACUCCUGGAGCCGCCUCGCUGUUCAUGUAGCCAUGGACAACACAGUGGUCAUUGAGGAGAUCAAGCGGCUGUGCAUGCCGUGGCUGGACUAUGCCGGAGCUGCUGCCUUCCUGGACCCUGACCUGGAGCGGGAGCUCAAUGGCUUCACGGAGGGAGCCUGUGCGCCGGACCAGUCUGCCGUGUGGAAACCACUGGUGCUGCUGAUCCCACUGCGGCUGGGGCUGAGCGAAAUCAAUGAGGCCUACAUCGAAACACUCAAGAAGUGCUUCAUGCUGCCUCAGUCACUAGGAGUGAUUGGGGGGAAACCCAACAGUGCCCACUACUUCAUCGGAUAUGUAGGAGAGGAGCUGAUCUAUCUGGACCCCCACACUACGCAGCCCUCUGUAGAGCCCUGCGAUGAUGGGCUCGUUCCUGAUGACAGCUACCACUGCGAGCACCCGCCCUGCCGCAUGCACAUUCGCGAGCUUGACCCCUCCAUCGCUGUGGGUUUCUUCUGUAGUACGGAGGAGGAUUUUGAUGACUGGUGUUUGCGCAUUCGAAAGAUGUCCGAGAGAAGAGAAGCAUUGCCAAUGUUUGAGCUGGUGGACAGACAGCCUUCUCACUUCAUGAGCUCAGACGUACUGAACCUCACCCCAGAUUUCUCUGACUCUGAUCGCCUGGAGAGGUUCUUCGACUCGGAGGACGAGGAGUUUGAGAUCCUGUCUCUUUGAAGAGGACUGUGGUCCAGACCAGAGGUCUGUCUGGGAAGAGAGGGCUGGGGAAAGGACUAAUAUCUCACAUUGACCUGAUCCCAGCAUUCAAUGCAUAGUGUAAUCCAGACCCACCCCGGAGCAAAGCUUCCUGUCUGAUCAACCACAUGCUGCUACAAACUUUACUUUCACUACAGACUUGUGUAAGGGGUGGGAUUGAUUAUUUUUGUUUUUUGUUAUUUUAAGUUCACAAUUUGCACAUUUUUUUUUGGUUUUAUAAAAAAAAAAAAAGAAAAAAGAGAAAUGUUGCGCUGUGUUUUGUUGGUGAAACCCAGCAGCAUUGUAUCCCAAUAAAACCUCCUGUUGUAAACGCAGAUGUCACGUUGGGGAAAUGAUACUGCAAUGGUAGCGAUAGACGGUGCAUUCCAGGAAAGGCAAUUUGAAAGCACAAGGGUCUUUAGGUUGGGAAUUUUGCCAGAAAUCUGCUGUUUAACCUUUCAUGGAAUUUUGCCUUAAAACAGCCUCUUCACAAUACCUUUUUAAAUCACAUAAAUAUGUAUUUGAAAUCUGACCAGGGUUGCACAUCCUGUAAAUACUGAAUAUCUUGCCCCAUUGGUGUGACUAUUAGGAGAUGAAUAUAUUAGGAGUUACAGGUUCAGACAUCUCUGCUCAGCUGCUCAUACCUUUAUACUCUUUGAACAUCAGAGUCUUAAACAUGGCAAUGGGUAUAGCUGUCAUGUGUGAAUGGCAGUGCUGGAACUGAGCUUUAAGGUUGAUAGCUUCAUAAUACAGGCAGUGUUGCUUGGUGUCUUACUGUAACCAGCUGUCUCCAAUUUCAGACUAUUUUAGCAAUUGUGAUUAAUCAGUUUUAUUCGGUGCCAGUGUGAAAGCAUAUGAAAAAAUGUUAAUUCCAAUUGGAUACUUAAAGCAUGGAACUGCAGGCAUUUGUUCUGGUACUAAGGAAUGGUUUAAAGCGAUUUUCCAAUCAAGAAAGUGUGAUUGCUAAGUUGCUUAAGUAUAGACACACUUUAGGGUAAACUGCUACACACAUCAGACUAAUCAAUACCUAGUUUACAUCCCUUCUACCGUUGGUGUUUUUAAAGGAAAAAACAAUUGCUCAUUUAAGAAAUAAAGUAUUAUAAAAUAAACAAGAGGAACGGCUCAUGCUGUGAUAGCGAUAACCAAACUGCAUUUAAGGAUUGUCUUCCCUUAAAGCGAUUGCAGUUAACAAAAUAAUACGUGUUCUAGCAAACCUAUAUUUUCAUUUUAAAACAGCACUGCAACAGGAUAUAGACAGUUUGCUUGCCUUGCCUUUCAGGAAGCCUGAAGUUACUUAACCUCCUUGGAUUUUUUCCACCCAGCGGUGACAUCUGGGUCAGACCAUGUUGCUGGCUGAAAGCAUGCUAGUUAAUAGGGGAAGCAAUGGAUUGGUUAUCGACAGGAAUUAAGCCAGUGAAGGGGUGGGGAUAUUUCAUGCUCCAGGAACUGCAAGACUAAAAGCUUAGUUGCAAACAGAUUUAUUUAACCUACUGUAGUACCAGAUAUCCUGUUUUAAAAUCAAAAUACAUAUUUUCUAAAAAUGUAUUUCUUUCAAAACUGCACUUCUGAGACCUUUAUAAUUAACUGAUAUUCAUGGCAGAGAAAAUGUAAGAAACUAUUUUGUCAGCUACAAUUACUUUAAAUAACACAGCAUGAGCAAGCCAUCUAGCAGUAACCCACUCUGUAUCAAUUCUCUUGGAAUAUCCAACAACGAGGGAUGUGGCAUUCAUUGCUGUGUUUAUAAAUAUGUUGACAGCCCUGUAGAUGUAAUCAUUCCCUCCUUGCGGUAAAAUGAUGUAUAAAUAUCACACCUGGUCAUUCUGUCUUGGUAAUAAAUGGAUUGCAUUUGGGGUACGAC
Messenger RNA from Acipenser ruthenus (sterlet), 3331 nucleotides. It is a transcript of the gene atg4b, whose product is annotated as autophagy related 4B, cysteine peptidase. Bases 76 to 1455 code for a protein of 459 amino acids. Gene Ontology annotation, molecular function: protein-phosphatidylethanolamide deconjugating activity. NCBI's taxonomy places the organism in Eukaryota, Metazoa, Chordata, Actinopteri, Acipenseriformes, Acipenseridae. The record is from RefSeq and is a predicted model, not a curated record. The transcript has 14 exons.